Centruroides sculpturatus (bark scorpion) is the source of this 916-nucleotide messenger RNA. Its product is annotated as tropomodulin-like. The record is from RefSeq and is a predicted model, not a curated record. NCBI's taxonomy places the organism in Eukaryota, Metazoa, Arthropoda, Arachnida, Scorpiones, Buthidae. Gene Ontology annotation, cellular component: myofibril. The transcript is spliced from 6 exons. The coding region runs from base 24 to 656 and encodes 210 amino acids. Gene Ontology annotation, biological process: pointed-end actin filament capping; myofibril assembly. Gene Ontology annotation, molecular function: tropomyosin binding.
UAGCUAUUCUUGGAUUGCACAGUAUGCUAAAUCAAGAUCAAUAUUAUGCAUCUCUUCUAAAUAAAGGACAAAAGUUGGGUGAUAAAUUUGAAAGUGCUGUUCGUUCCACACAACACAAAUUAUUGCCUUUAGAACCUGAUAAUGCAACUGAUGUUGAUAAGACUAUUGAACAAGUUUGCCAAAAUGAUUCUUCACUUAAAUCUCUCAAUUGGAAUAAUAUAAAGAAUAUUUCUAAGGAGAAAUUUCAAAGAUUAUUCAAAGGUUUAGCUAAAAAUACCCAUUUGAAGUCUUUAAGUGUAGCCAAUACAGGUCUAACUGAUAGUCCUACUGAGUUGCUUGUUGAAGCUUUAAAAGAGAAUACUGCUUUAAUAAUCUUAAAUGUAGAAUCAAAUUACAUAAGUAAUAUUAUGGUAAAAAAUAUUAUUGAAGCCAUUAAUAAGAAUCAGACUGUGAUAGAAUUUCGAGCUGCAAAUCAGGGUUGCAGUGUUCUUGGGAAUAAAUUAGAAAUGGAAAUUGCAGAAUUAAUUGAACAUAAUAAUACAAUGUUACGAUUAGGACUGCACUUUGAAAUCACAAAUGCAUGUAUGAGAGUUGCAGAACAGUUGCAGAUAAAUUAUGACAAAGUUCGAGUUAAAAGAGUGGGAGAUGACAAAUAAUUGGUAUAAAAUUUUAUUUAUUAUAUCAAAUAAAUUUGUGAAUUUUAGACUCUAAGCAAAUAUUAACACUGUUUUAAAAAUCUAUGGAAAUAUUUUGUAUGUAAAUACAAAAGUUUUUACAUCUGCAAAUGAGAAUACUUGAUGCAGUCAAAGUAUCAAUUACAAUAUUUUGUUAGAAAUACCAUAAAGGUGCCUUAUACAUAAAUUUGUUAAUCUGUAUAAACAGUAUUUUGUUUUCAAUAAAAAGAAAAUAAUAUGAA